AUGCGGCAAAGGCAAGAAGCCAUUCAACGUACAGGGCAACAGGUGAAAUUGUCAAGAGCGCCGACUUUUGCAGUUUGUGGUGGAAAUUACGCUGGGGCUCAGAGUGGCAAUCUGAGCACGCCGAACUAUCCGUUGAAUUACCCAGACAGUUCCAAUUGCGUCUGGAUAAUACACUGUCCGUAUUAUCAUUACGUGACUGUAUCAUUACCUAAAGUAAGCAUCGAAUUCGACAAAACCUGUGCAUUUGAUUACCUCGUAUUUUUCGAUGGACCGUCAACCGAUGGCAGUACACUCAACCCACAAAAGUCGGGUGUAGAUCUGACAAAACCUAGAGUAUGCGGAGAAGGGUCUGAUUUGCACUGGAAAUCAAGUGGACACAGUAUUACUGCAAAAUUCGUUAGUGAUGAUAGCACGAGUGCAAAGGGGUUUUCUGGCACCUGGAGUUGUGUUCCCAAGAGCUUGCCUCCAACAACAGUCAACACAAAGAAGCACACAACCUCUUCAUCGCAAUCGCACGUGAUCAAAACCUCAAUGCACACCAAGCAAGUGUCCCAAAAGAACACCUUGACUGAGGCAACUUCGCACAAAUCGAAUUCAAUCUCAACCGUUCGUGGAACUGGAGAACACACAGUGACGAAAAAUCGCGUGAAGUCAAAGCAAAUAGACACUACCUACGUCAUCACGGUUGCUCCAACUGCAAAACCGGCCUACCAACAUAUUUAUUGCUACCAUGAUCUUUACAAGAGCAUUGAGUGGCGGAAAACCAGAGCAGGGACAACUUCCAAGCAGUUUUGCCCUUCUGGGAGCACAGGAUUUGCCACAAGGCAGUGCUUGCUUGUGAGCAGCUCAAGGGCCGUUUGGUCAAACUUCAUAGACACAUCCGCAUGCAUUUCUGUCUGGGUGAAUCUGAUCGAAUCAGAGGUUCAAAAUCCUAGCAUUGAGGCUGCUGCAAGCACCGGCGAAAUCUUGUCAAAAGCAUCCAGUAAAAGCCUCUACGGAGGAGACCUUAUCAAGAUAAGUAACCAGCUGAAAGACUUGGCCAAAAAAGCGUUUACCCUUGAUCUUAAAAAUCCGCAGAUUGACCAAGCCUCUAAGCUGAAUCAAGAAUUCAUGGGCAUUGGGAAUAAUCUACUGGACAGCAAUGCUUGGAAUGGUUUAAACCAGAAGCGCCGAUCGAGGACUGCGUCGGACCUUCUGAAAAAUCUUGAGGAUGCUGCUUUGGCUAUAAUCAAAGCUCUCGGCCAAAGCCAUCAAAAUUUCAAGCGCCCCCUGGACGCAAUAACACCCAAUAUUGUGUCAACUUCAUCAGUAAUCGAUGUUGAUGGCGAUGGAGAAGUUAGUCUUAUUUCAGAGGAUCUGAAGAGGAAUGCCUCAUUAGCAAACAAAGACUGGAAGUCUAUUGGUCAAGUUGAAAUACCGCGAUCAACGAUUAGGGAUGUUGCAGUUCGUGAACACCUUUGUCACUGGGCUCGCCCUUUCUCCAAAGCCAAAACGGCCGUUUCCUGCCCCUGUUACUAUAGUGACAAAAUCAUUGACCGAGAUAAAUCCAAAGAAAUCGGAGGCUGCGUGUUCAUACUGGAACAGCAAUUCCAGCGCCCUUACUUGGUCACAGACGGGUGUCACGACGGUAAAGGUCACUGUCAAAGAAACAAUAUGCCAAACAAACCAUUUUACAAAUUCGCAGUGUUAAUGAAAACAGGGACUGGUGACUAUGGGUCUCGGCAUCGGUUCGCAUUGAUGAUCAUUACCCAAGUCGGUAUUGGAAUCAGCCUGCUCUGUUUGAUACUCGCCUUCAGCAUCUUCGUUAACUGCAAGUCGUUGACAUCAGUUAGAAAUACGAUUCACAAGAAUUUGUGCGUGGCACUGUCGUUUGCUUACGUCGUUUUCGUGGUUGGAAUUUCAAGAACCGAAAACAAGAUCGUUUGUACUGUGUUUGCCACGCUGCUCUACUACUUCCUACUUGUCGCAUUCCUCUGGAUGUUGAUGGAGGGCAUCCAGCUUUAUAUUCUGCUUGUGCAAAUAUUUCCAAGAGGAGAGGGCUUCAAAAAGCAAUAUUAUGUUGUCUGUUGGGGUUUUCCAGCCGUCCUUUCAGUCGUUCUUUGUGGCUCACAUCCCCACGGAUUUGGGAAUGAUAAUUUCUGCUGGUUGUCGGCCAAGGACAAUUUUAUCUGGGCAUUUGUCGUCCCAGUUCUCAUCGUUAUUGCGGUGAACAGUGUUUUCCUGUUCAUGACCUUCAAAACAAUAAUAAGGAAUUCGUCAAUUGUUACCAGAGAGCAAGAAAUGCGACGAACCAUCGACAAAAUUGGAUACUGGGCCAAAGGAUCAAUCGGUCUCGUUCCUCUACUUGGUGUUACUUGGUUAUUUGGCGUAUUGUACAUCAACGACGACACUGUCAUAAUGGCCUAUUUAUUCACGUUUUUCAACGCUUUCCAGGGGGUGUACAUCUUUCUCUUCUACUGUGUUCUUAAUGACAAGGUUAAGGAAGAUUUUCGACGACGAUUUUGUGCAAUAUCGAGAUCAAGCUCACACUCCUUCACAAGUUCUUCUAAAAAGGCUCCUCGAAACUCAGCACCCUUGUCAUUGUCGGCUAUCAAUUUUCCAUGGAAUCAGAGACGGGGUACUCAGACGGCCAAAGAUGUCAUUGUUGUCCACGAUCCAACGAUUGUUCGCAACGGCACCAGCAGCACUGGAACAUCCACAAAUGUGAAUGGGACAUUUUCGAAACGAUACCAGGAUAUAAUUCGAGAGGAUGCGACCGUGCCCGACGAUGAAGGGGCGGCCCUCCAAGGCUUUACAAUUGGAAACGGAAACGAGCACAUUGAGUAUCGCCUUAGCCUGCACAGCGCCGACUCAAGAGACUCAGGGUCAGAUCUGAUGUCACCCGAAGUGACUCGCUUAACAGGACCCCCUUGUGGAUCAAAUUGCCAUAUAUCACAAAAUAGUAUUAACAAAGCACCUCUCGAUGGCGAAGAUGAUGAUAAUGAUGACGAAGAGGAUGACAUCGAAGAGGACGAUAAUUUACAGGCCUGUCCUGAUGCUGAAGAUCAGGAGGGAUCGCUUGAGAUGUCGAGAGAUGCCGCGGAUGAAUUCGAAGAACGUGUUAUGCGAGCUAUUGAACGGAAUAUUCGACAGACCAUAUCUGAGAACGAUGUCGGAAUAGAUAUUUACGAUAAUGAAACUGUGUUGGUAUAGCACUCAGCUAGCAGUUGGGUUCAGCAUAGUAGUUUUGGCGUUCCGCUAAUUGUGUGGAAAUCCUUUCGGCAGAUUCUCCUCGAGCGACCCAGAGAACGGGACCUUGGAGUAACAAUUUUAUCAAAUGCACCGAGGCAAAGUAAGGUGCGACGUGCCGUGCAUGCAGUCAUGGAGAAGGCAAUACGACCGAGUUAAGGUGAAAGUUGUCUUGAGAAAAUGAGAACAAUGUUGAAUUGGAUUAUUCACUCUUAACAGACCGAAGUCUCUGCUUGAGCGAGUCGUUGAUAUUGUCGCAACAUUGUCUGUGAUUACUCGAAGUGGCAGGUGUAAUUCUCAGAAACCGUUUUACAGCUGUUAACUAAAUUCAUUUUCAUAAUUUAAGCUCAAAUAUUUGUGCAGUUUGUUUAACAUAGAUGCAUUUGUUUUUAGGGAAUUUUCCAUUAGCCAUACGCGCGUCUAGACCGUUCAGUCAUGGCAUAUGGCGUAUGGAGUAUUUCAAGUUGGAAUGAGCUUCAGUUUGUUGCUCGUUUAUCGAUGUAGCUGCUUUCCUUGCCCCCAUUGCGAUGUAACCAACGGUCAUAAUAAGUCAUUAUCGAUUCUGAACUGUUCUUGUUGCAAUAUAAACUUAAGAUUUAGAAAAGGAAAUUUCCCUUAGCUUUGUAGAAGUCCUUCGCCCGUCUUCCCAACGCUCGGCUUCUUCAUCUCCUUACUCUGUGAAAGCAAGCGUGUGUGUACUGAAUUAAGCUUGUUCAGAAUUGGCAUUUUCGUUGAUAUAGUUGCUCACCUUGGUGUUCUUGGUCCAGAGACUCACCCAUUCCUUUUGCAGGCUUCCAUAACGAUAGAUGAUCUAACUGAUGUGGCAGAUAAUCUUCGGACAUGAAUAAAACCUGGGCGUAUGCCUGUGACAGUUCAUCUCAACUUGAGCGUAAAUGUGAAGGUACCAUCGCAUGGACCUUCUGCUUUCCAAAUUGUAGAACUUAGUUUGAAAUGAUCGACUCCGUAGGUUGCAUUAGAUUAUCUAAUUAAGUAGGUACACGUUUUUAAUGCAUUUUGCGUUCAAUAGUUUUUACUUUAACAAUUUCAAAUUCAGAUCAUUUGUAUAUUAUAUGUUGUGCUCGGCUGUUGUAAACAGCGAAAUUCCCCGCUGAAAUGUGUUGUAAUAAUGUAAAAAUUUAGUUAGUUUUAAACGGGAAUGUGCAAAUUGCCAUGCAUAUUACUCUCAAGUUCAAAA
Rhopilema esculentum is the source of this 4423-nucleotide messenger RNA. The record is from RefSeq and is a predicted model, not a curated record. NCBI's taxonomy places the organism in Eukaryota, Metazoa, Cnidaria, Scyphozoa, Rhizostomeae, Rhizostomatidae.